AUCAUACAUCGAUUACUCUCAGAAAUCAGUGACUUUUUCUCAUCCCAAAGAUAGAAUGCCGCUAGAAGUAACACCAGUUUCACAGCUUAAUUCUGACCUCUCAACAUGCAAAGUUAAAGUCCGGAUUGCUCGCGUCUGGGCAUACCAUAAGAAAGAUAGACCCAAAGAUAUUACGGGAAUAGACCUUCUCCUGGUGGAUGACAAGGGAGAUAGGAUACAAGCCUCCAUCAGAUCGCAAUUACUUACAAAAUUCCAGGGAAAACUAGAAGAGGGAGAUUGCUACAUGAUUAUGAACUUUGAGAUUUUAGAUAAUGGAGGGAGUUAUAGAGCCAGUUCUCACCCCUACAAGAUCAACUUUAUGUCCAUGACACACGUCAAGAAAUGUGAGCAGAUUCCAAACUUGGAAUUUCGUUUCAACUUCGUCCCUUUCUCUGAUAUACAAGCUCGGACUGACAAUGAGAAUGUUUUCAUUGACGUUAUUGGUGAGAUAAUUGGAAUGCAUGAACUUAAAGAGGUUAAUGUUUCGGGGCGGCAGACAAAGUUAUUGAAUUUACAGCUCAGAGAUCUUGGGGAAUCAGUCAUCGAUGUUACUUUGUGGGAAAAAUGGGCAGAAGAUUUGUACUCUUAUGUUAAGGGCAAUAAAGAUGGUUCAAUUGUUUUAGUUGGAAGCUUGAUGAAGACAAAGCCAUAUAACGGCAAGAUCUCUGUACAAAAUGCUUCAUUUUCGACCAAGCUGUUUAUCAAUUCCCCAAUUGCCGAGAUAAUAGAGUUUAAAGAAAGUUUGGCCAAAUCUGAUCAUCUAGCUUUAACUACGAUUUCAACAAUUACGUCUUCAAGCUCAAGCAAGAAUUCUAAAGCUUCAUUCUCCUUGGCAAAUCAAAAAACAAUUGCAGAUAUUCAUUCGGGAGGGGCAUGUAACAUUAUUGCAUCAAUAUUCUCCAUCGACACAAAAGUUCCAUGGUUUUAUAUUGGUUGUACUAAAUGUUUCAAGAAAGUAUCUCCUUACUUCAACCCUGAAACUGAAGAAAUAGAAGCCGGAAAAUAUGAAUGUGAAAAAUGUGACACAUUUGUAACUACUACAAGCACCAGGUACAAGGUGCAAGCAACAGUUAUUGACCAUACUGGUAGCGCAUCAUUUCUUCUUUUCGAUCAGGAUGUCAUCAAGCUCAUUCACAAAUCCGCAUAUGAGUUGCUCGAGCAACAAGUUCAGUUUAAUCGUUCAGACCAAAUUCCGCAAGAGCUGCUUGAUUUACAAGGGCGUCAAUUUGUUUUCAAGAUACAAGGUUCAGACUCGACCAAAUUCAACUCACAGUCUACGUUCAGAGUAUUUGAACUUACCGACAAUCCCGAAAUUGUUCAAAAGUUUCAGGAAAAUAUUUUGCAAGUGAACACAACUGAUCCAAGCACUCACAUGGUCUCAAGCUUUUCAAACCCGACUAUGAGCGAGAUUGAACCUGAUUCGGACACAAUCACUGUCUCUACCCCUUCAGAUGCAACUAGAAAUCAGAUUGACAGUACAUCUUCCGAGGCGGCUAACUAUGAAAACAGCAACACGUCUAUCCAGACUUCUAAGAACACUUCAAAGAUCACUAAAUUGACUCCGACGUCAAAACGAUCACUAACUUCAUCGGAAGAUAAUGCAGCUCAACAGUCUUCUACAAAGCCUAAAUUGUUGUCCAAGGCUGAGAUUAAGAAAGAAAAGAAAUGAUCAUGCUAUGACUUCACUAUUGAAAUGUUUCACGCCUUUGUUUAUGUAAAUGUCUUUGCAUUUAAGUA
Messenger RNA from Arabidopsis arenosa, 1776 nucleotides. The record is from the annotation of a GenBank genome assembly. NCBI's taxonomy places the organism in Eukaryota, Viridiplantae, Streptophyta, Magnoliopsida, Brassicales, Brassicaceae.